CCACAAACUACAUAAAAUGUCAGCUAAAACUCUAACCUUAACUCUAACUUGAGUAAUUAAUUUGGGCACGCCUGAUACACGCUUGAGUUCAUCAACUAAAAUUGAACCACCUUGGACAAUGUUCAAUUUUUUUAUGAUUACACGUUUAUAGGUUAUCUAGUUAGUUUAAGUGACUAGAUCGAUACCCAGGAUAAUAAUCCAGGCUAUCUUUUAAACUAAUGGUGACAGUCUGUAGUGUUAAAAUGGUUUGUGUUUUGAUUAGAUAUUUACUUUGCUGCCUCCUCUGGUUCUUGGAAUAGUUGAUCAACCUGUCAGUGUGAAAGCAUUAAUGAAUAAUCCUAAGUUGUACAAGGCAUCGCAGAGUGCAGAGCAUUAUAAUACCAAGGUAUUUUGGGCUUGGAUAAUAUUUGCUGUUGUGCACUCACUGGUUGCGUUCUGGCUUGUUGCACUGGCUAUUGCAGAUGGUGUUGCUACAUCAUGUGGUGUCAGUGUUGGCCAGUGGUUUGUGAGUGUAACUGUUUAUACGGUAAUUAUUUUGAUUGUGAACUUUAAGGCUGGUUUAAUAACUGAAGUUUGGACUUGGAUCUCACACCUUUCAAUUUGGGGUAGUAUUGCGUUAUGGUUCAUAUUUCUGUUGAUUUAUUGUCAUUUGUGGCCUGUUUUUGGUAUUGGAAUCGACCUUUUUGCUGUAGAUUGGCAAGUAUUCUCUUCUGGAGCAUUUUGGUUUGCUGUCAUGGUUGUGCCUGUCGUUGCCCUAAUUCCUGACAUUGUAAUGUUUGGAUUUCGACAGACUGUUUGGAAGACACCUGCACAGAAACUGUUUGAAGAGGAAUUGUUAAAGUCUCUUUCAGCUCGAUACACGAAGCAACAUGAUGAAACAGAAGAGGGCAUCGAACUUACCUACCUACCUCAUCCAGACUAUAGCAGUGUUUUAUCAACACGGUUGGACAAGGAUAAACAACGUGGAUAUGCAUUCUCUCAAGAAGAAAAUGGAUGCACUUCACAAAGAGAGCUUAUUCGUCAGUACGAUACAACUGAGGACAAGCCUAGUGGAAAUUGACUGCUGACAGACACAGGAAUUUACAUAAAUUAUGUUAUCUUUACUAUGCUAUAUAGUGGUUUUGUUAGUCAGUGAUUCAGUGGACACCUCAUGUCAGCAACUAGAGGUGGUCUGCCGUAGCAAACUGUUGUGGUUGCAAUUAGCUAUCCAAUGUCUCUAGAAUUUGCUGUACUACAUUGUAGUAGAGUUGGUUGUGUGAAAGAGUCUUAGAUUGAUUGUAAUAAAUUUCAAGUUUUCUCA
Molecule: messenger RNA, 1300 nt
Organism: Corticium candelabrum
Lineage: Eukaryota; Metazoa; Porifera; Homoscleromorpha; Homosclerophorida; Plakinidae
Product: phospholipid-transporting ATPase IA-like
Exons: 13
Coding region: 329-1060 (243 amino acids)
Biological process (GO): phospholipid translocation
Cellular component (GO): plasma membrane
Molecular function (GO): ATPase-coupled intramembrane lipid carrier activity
Source: RefSeq, a predicted model, not a curated record